GUCAGCUGUCAAGACUCAAGAUUGUUUACGUUACUCGUUAGUUUUUUACUGACAAACAAACAGAAAGCGACAGUUGCGGUGUGAAAAACUCUCAACUGUACGCAAACUGGACUAGCAGUACUGUAAGAGCUGUAAUUUAAGAGCUCGACGUUAGCUGCAGUAAUAAGAUUAUUCCUUUAGAAGAGAAAAGCUGGCCCAUAUGCUUUAGACGAGCCAGCUGAACACUGUCACCUGUUGCAUCACGUUUAUAAUGGAUGAAGAAAGUCCUUCCUCCCUGACAGACAUGAGCAUGGCCUGGGUGUGUCACAACGUGGAAGUGCUUUGUGUUGCACAAGAGGACGGGUCACUGCACUUCCGCCACUGCCCUGUGUUUCCUCAAGAGCUGGCCGAUCAGCUACUGCACAGGAUGGCUGAUGAGGGUGUCCUCAAUGACAGAACCGUAGGCAUCUUCCAGAAUCCGGAGCACCUGCGUUUGCGCCGCGCGUUCAUCCAGUCCUCGCAGCUCUCAGCCGAGGCCUUCAGACUUUCGCUCUGCCCUCACAAGCUCCAAGAGCUCAAUGCUUCACAUGUACACAGCAGCAUCACGAUCUCAGAUGUUCUCCACAGUCUCACCUCCAACAAGCUCUGCAGACAGGGCCUCCAGACACUGCUGAUGGACGGCUUGCGUCUGUACGGGGAAGCAGGUGAGGAGUCGCUGCAGGCCUCCUUCAGCAUGCUCCGGGGCUUGAAGAAGCUCUCGCUGGCCUGGACGGACCUGGAUGACAGAGGUCUGGAGGAUAUCUGUGCCAUUCCCAUGCUGGAGAGCUUGGAUGUCUCUGGCACGAACAUCACGGAUCUCACACCUCUGUUGAAUUGUCAGUCACGGCUUCUGUCGCUGACUGCGCAUGGGCUUCAGAAGUUGGAGAUGCCAACCUCCAGCUUCAUCUUAGUGCUCUCCAAGCUGCACCUGCUGAGGCACCUGGACAUCUCUAAUGACAGGCUGGUAAUGGACAGAGACAAUUUGGUGCAGCAGCUGGUAGAGCGCCCAGGGAUCCUUCCGCAGCUCGUGUCGCUGGAUGUGUCGGGCUGGAGAGGUGUGAGCGACGCUGCCAUCCAAGCCUUUGUGGAGGAUCGGCCAGGACUGAGGUUCAUCGGCCUGCUGGGCACUGCUGCAGGAGGCUCCGAGCUGCUGUGUGGAGAUGGACGUCUGAAGGUGGCUGGAGAGUCCAGUUUAACCCAGCUGUGUGAGGCCUUGAGGAGAUACAGCGACCGAGAGAGUUUCAUACGGGAGGUUCUUGCACAUCUCUACAGUCACACCAGUGACAUGGAAGAACCUCAGCCACACAUUUUAAAGCUGGUAUUGGCUGGAAUGCGACACCACACUGAUUCUCUGCACGUUCAGCUUGUGGCCUCUGCGUGUGUGUUUAACCUGACCGUACAGGAGCUGGUGCUGGGGAUGCCCUUACGCCUGCUGGGAAAUGUAGUUCAGCAGCUUCUUGCAGCCAUGAAAAACUUCCCAAACCAUGAGCAGUUGCAGAAGAAUUGCCUGCUUACUCUUUGCAGUGAUCAUAUCUUACAGGUCGUCCCAUUUGACAGAUACGAAGCUGCUAAGCUGAUAAUGAUGUUGCUGGGGAAUCAAGAAGACCAGACGGUGCAGAGAAUGGCGGUGGCUGUAGUCUCCAUACUGGUGUCUAAGUUGAGCACAGAAGAGAUCGCAGAACUGGGUGCAGAGGCGUUUAUAAUGAAGCAGUUGCUGAGUAUCGUCCAGCAGAAGGCCUCUCUGGGUGUAGUGGACUCCACUCUGAAGUUUGCAUUGAGUGCUCUGUGGAACUUGACAGAUGAGACGCCCACCGCGUGUCGCCAUUUCAUUCAGUGUCAAGGAAUAGAGCUCUACAUGGAGCUGCUGGAGUCUUAUUAUUCCGAGUCCUCCAUCCAGCAAAAGCUCCUGGGCCUUUUGAAUAAUGUAGCAGAGGUGGAGGAGCUGCGGAUGGAGCUGAUGAAUGAGGAUCUGGUGGAGCACAUUCUCUCACUCCUGAUCAACCCAGUGGUGGAGGUGGACAUCAGUUACUUUGCUGGAGGCAUCCUGGCUCAUCUCGUCUCAGUCAGGGGGCCGGUGUGGAGUCUGGAUGCUGAGCUGCACAGCACAGUGCAGGAGAAACUGCACUCUUCUGUCCUGUCAUGGAGUUCUCCUGAGCAUACAAUGGUUUCAUACCGGACGUUCCAGCCCUUCUAUCCUUUGCUGCACGUCUCUCAGUGUUCUGGUGUUCAUCUCUGGGCUCUCUGGGCCAUACAAUUUGUCUGCCGUCAAAACGCCCCUCAGUACUGUAAUGUGCUUCAGAGUGAAGGAGGAACAGACAUACUGAGGGUCCUGAGCUCACAUCCAGACACCCACAGUGAUGUAAAGAGUCUGACCGAAAACAUCCUGAAGAUCCUGGAGCGAAAUUUUCAUCCCACAAGCUCAGUGGAGGAUUUUCAUUGACGUCACAGAAAAGCUAUGGAUUCGUAAAGGGAUGUGCCAUUUCAGGGAGACAUUUCAGAACAUUUUAGAUUCAACAAAA
Molecule: messenger RNA, 2537 nt
Organism: Sinocyclocheilus anshuiensis
Lineage: Eukaryota; Metazoa; Chordata; Actinopteri; Cypriniformes; Cyprinidae
Product: protein zyg-11 homolog
Exons: 15
Coding region: 251-2458 (735 amino acids)
Cellular component (GO): Cul2-RING ubiquitin ligase complex
Source: RefSeq, a predicted model, not a curated record